Cricetulus griseus (Chinese hamster) is the source of this 1244-nucleotide messenger RNA. Lineage: Eukaryota; Metazoa; Chordata; Mammalia; Rodentia; Cricetidae. The record is from RefSeq and is a predicted model, not a curated record.
GGAUCCCGGCGCUGAAUGACCCUCUCCUGUCCCCUGCGCGCCCCUAGCGCCUCACUGUUUACACUUACUGCAGGAAACUCCUCUCCCGGGGUGUCAGGCAGCCGCAGCCUGAGGGCCGGAAGUCGGGCUAUCUACUUCCGUCUCCAGCCGGAAGUGCCUGCUGUUCCCGGCCAAGUCUCGGCGGUAACCAGCCCUGGCCAUGGCCGCGUCUUUGGCGGGGAAGAAGAUCGUGUUUGUGACGGGAAAUGCAAAGAAGCUGGAGGAGUGCCUGAGUACCAGGGAGAGCCGGAUGAAAUUUCCAUACAGAAGUGCAAGGAGGCAGCUCGCCAGGUGCAGGGUCCUGUACUGGUGGAGGAUACCUGUCUGUGCUUUAAUGCUCUCGGGGGGCUCCCUGGCCCCUACAUAAAAUGGUUCCUAGAGAAGCUAAAGCCUGAAGGUCUCCACCAGCUCCUGGCCGGCUUUGAGGACAAAUCAGCCUAUGCACUCUGCACGUUUGCUCUCAGCACUGGAGACCCAAGCCAGCCAGUGCUCCUGUUCAGGGGCCAGACCUCGGGCCAGAUUGUGAUGCCACGAGGCUCCCGGGACUUUGGCUGGGAUCCCUGCUUUCAGCCUGAUGGAUAUAAGCAAACGUAUGCAGAGAUGCCAAAGGCUGAGAAGAACACCAUUUCUCAUCGAUUCCGGGCCCUGCUCAAGCUACAAGAGUACUUCAGUGUGACUGCCGGUGGCCACUAAGGCCAUGGGGGAGGGGAGGACUGGUGCAGAACUUUCCAGGAGACAGACACUCCUGGAAAGUAUUUCUCUGGGUUGCCCUUUGCCGGGGAUCCAGGCAGCUUCAACAGCCAGGUAUGGAAGAGCGGUUUGCUCUGUAUAGGGAAUUCUGGGCCAAUUGAUACUACACUCUUGCCCUUGGGGAUUCAAGAGUUGCCUUUGGCCUGGCAUAGUGGUGCAUACCUUUAGUCCCAGAAUUUUGGAGGCAGAGGCAGAUAGAUCUUUGUGAGUUCAAGGCCAGCCUGGUUUACAUAGUGAGUUCCAGGACAACCAGAGCUACAUAGUGAGAUGCUGUCUCAAAAACAAACAAAAAACAGAGUUCUUGCAGCCUCUGGGAUCCUAAGAAAACUUUGUGUGUUCACACUUCUUAGCUGGGUUGAGAGUUGGCAAAGAAACACACAACCUUUGAUUUUUAGAAUGCAACAAUUGUAAAUAAGGAAGACAUGUUUACAAAAUAAAUGGUGUAUCUGUCUUGA